AUAAUGGCCAAAAAAAGAGGAGGGAGGUGGCAGGCUCCAUUCUGAGGAAAAGCACUGAGGACCUGCAGAGAGGAUGGGACAGCGUCAGGAGUGAGGGUGGCUGCCGCAGCUAGAACAGCCAGUCCUGACAGCUCAAGCAGACAGGGCGGAGCAGCGCCCCUGGAGGAAGGGCCCGGCCUUCCGCAAACUGGGGUUCCAGGCCUACCUACUUGGGUACGCCCCAGUUCUGUGACCUGGGCAAGUUCUCUUCCUCCUCUGAGCCUCAGUUUUCUCCUCUGAGCCUCAGUUUCCUCCUCUGCUUAGCAGAGUAAAAACACGCCUUUUGCCUUGCACCGAGGUUUGCGCGCCCCAUAUUUGACAAUGCGCCUGUUUUGCUGGCACAUCUGGUUGUGCACUGUCAGCAUCUACAAGCCGCUGAGCAGCGAAAGCGGAAACACCUACAGGGCACUCCUCGGGCCCACCCACCUGCGGGAGGCGCCCUGAGACCGAGAGGCCGCAGCGCCCGGGGCCUCUGCCGGCUGCCCCUGGCCUCCCGCACGGAGCUCGCUCGGGGAACGCCCCCAUCCACUGCCCUCCACAGCCUCAGGGACAAGGGCGAGGCCAGGGGAGCAGAGGGAGCAGUCAUGGCGGAGCUGGAGGCUGUGGCCGACGAUCUAGACGCCCUCAUAGACGACCUGGACUACCUCCCGGGCCACUUUCACCUGGAGAUGCAGUUGAACUUCGAGCCGCGCUCGCCGGCCCCACAGCGCGCCCGGGACCUGAAGCUGCAGCGGGAGGGUCUGCGGCAGGAGCUUGAGCUGGCGGCCGCCCCGCAGCGCCCCGCCGUGCGUCACCUCCUGGGCGCUUUCGCAUUCUACCUGGAGGAGCUGGACGAGGCCCGCGAGUGCUUCCUCGAGGUGGCCCACGAGCACCCGGGCAACCUCAACGCCUGGGCCAAUCUGGCACAUGUGUACGGGCGGCUGGGACAGGAGGAAGAGGAAGAGGCGUGCGCCGCGCGGCUGGCCGGCCUCAUGGGCCUGGCGGAGGAGCCCGAGGCCGCCGGGAACCCCCAGCUCCGCGCCGCUCGCUGCCUGGCCGAGCAGGGCUACGCGCACGGCUUUGACGUGGGCUGCGCCAGCCCAGAGGAGCGUGCGCGGGGGCUGGCGGCAGGCAUCGCGCUCUACGACAAGGCGCUAGGCUACGGGCAGCAGAUCCCGAUGGAGGAGAAAAGGGGCUGGUAUUUCACCAUGGCAACACUCUACAUCAGGCUAGAUGGCCUCUUCCUGGAGCUGGGCAGUGAGGAGAAGAAGAGACUGCCUGCCUUCAACCGUACACUGGCCCUACUCCGGCAAGUGCUCAAGUCCAAGGACCCCCGCCACCGAGCCCUGGCCUGGUGCUACCUCGGGAUGCUGCUGGAGCGGAAGGACACCUUCUCCACCACCCCCAUGGGCGUCCACGACUGUGGGUACUCAGGGACCGACCCUCUGGACUGCUUUGGCAAGGCCAUCGAGAUUGCCAAGAACCAACCUCCCAUCCUGAAUCGCCUGGCCAAAAUCUUUUACUUCCUGGGAAAGCAGGAUAUGGCCACUGGGACCUGCAACAUGGCCCUGGAUGUCCUACGAGAUCCAGAGCUCAACUGGCAGGCAUACUGCACAAGGGCCAAGAGACGAGGUCUCACUAUAUUGCCCAGGCUGGUCUCAAACUCCUGGGCUCAAGCAGUCCUCCCACCUCGACCUCCCAAAGUGCUGGAAUUCCAGGUGUGAGCCACUACACCCAGCCGUGUAAGGCUUUUGAGUGAAAGAGUGCAGGAGCCUCCACUCACUGCAGGAAUCCCUUCUACAAUUCCCGGUCAGUGAGCCCCCAGCCUCUUCUGGAUUGGCACGGGUGGAAUCAGACUGACCAGAGUUGAAAUCUGGCUUCUCCGCCUUGUGGAACUUGCAGCAAGCUACUUACCCCCCUAAACCUCAGUUCCCAAAUCUGUAAGUUAUAAAUAACAACACUUUCCUUAAGAUGUUGUCAACAGACACAGUGAGGUAGCUUCUAAAGCACAGUGCCUUAGACAUAGGAGGUGCUUUUCUGAAAGCCAGUAGAGGUCAUUUAAUAUAGUGGAUCAGAGCUCUGGCUCUGAACACAGACAGCCUUGGUUCAAAUCCCACAACACCACGUGCUAUGGGACCUUUGGCAAAAUACUCUUGCCCAGAUUCUGAGCCUCAAUUUCUUUAUCUGUAGACUGGAGUUGUUAUGAGAAUUAUAUUAGGUUUUGUAUGUAAAACUCAGCAUCAAGCACACAGUAAGAUUUCAUAAGAGACUGACUGCUACUAAUUUAAUAUUAGGCAUAUUUUUGAAUUAUCUCACUGUCUCUUGAUGCAGUCCACUGCACAGUCAUUCAGCUCUGCAAGUUACACACUUAGGUGAGGUCUGCCUCCUGCUAGCUUCCCACACUGGUCCCAGACCUGCCCCCUAGAGCCCACACAGAGACCACGUGCUUCAGGAAGCCGACUCAGAGCUCCGAGUUUACUUCACUGCAAGCCGAAGAGUCCCCCCAUUCCCUCAUCUUCUCCACUACCAUCCACAUGACCUAGUGGCAAAUCUACUCCUAGUCUUGGUCUCAGUGGCUUAAUUACUUUGCCAGCAGGUACGAGGCAGGAGUGAAAUUCCUUCACUGUCGUGGAUGUGGUUAUUAUUAGAGAUAAUAAUGACAUUAACCAUAAUAGUAAAUAAUAAAAUAUUUCCAUAAAAUUCUGAAUUUCAUCAAGCACUUUCAUGUUCGUGGUCUGAUUUAAUGCUCACAAGAAUCCUGUGAGAGAGGCCAGACAUGUGCCAUCCUACAGAUGAGGCCACAUAGAACCAGGGAGGCAGGGAACUUCCCCAAGGAACUGCAUUCAAUAAUCAGAAACUCCAACUUUACUCUCCUCCCUCCAUCACCGUCUGGUGUCUUAUGAUCCUGGCCUCUCUGUGGUGCCAAAGGUCACACUUACUACUCAGAUGACUAGAGGAGCACAGGAUGGUGGAGAAGAGAUGGUGAGGAGGAGGGAACUCACAUUAUCUGUAUAAAAGCCUCAGUCCAUACUGCGGCCCAUAAGCAUGGCCUUGGCCCCAUGACCUCUCUACCCCACCUCCCUCUGCUCAUGCCUCUGUCUUCCAACCCUGCUGGCCUGGGCCUCUGCCUGGAAUGCUCUUCUCCCAGACAUCUGAUAGGCUUCCUCCCUCACUUCCUACAGGUCUUCUAGUGGCCAUCUAAUUGAAAAUGUCAAAGCCAUGCCAACAUUUAAUUUGUUAAUUAAUUUAUCUGUAAAAUUCUUUUAGAGAUAGGGUCUCACUCUGUCACCCAGGCUGGAGUGGAGUAGCAUGAUCAUGGCCCACUGCAGCCUUGAACUCCUGGGAUCAAGUGAUCCUCCUACCUCAGCCUCCCAAGUAGCUGGGACCACAGGUGUGCACCACCACACCCGCCCAGCUAAUUUUUUAAAAAUUAUUUGUUGUAGAUACAGGGUUCUGCUUGUAUCUGCCCAGGCUGGUUUCAAAUUCCUGGGCUGGAGCAGUCCUCCGGCCGCAGCCUUCCAAAGGGCUGGGAUUAUAGGUGUGAGCCACCACACCUAGCCCCCGCCAAUAUUUUAUGUUUUCCUUUCCUGGUUUAGUUUUCUUCUUAGCACUAAUCACUCCCUUACACACUGUUUACAUCUUUAUCAUGUUUAUUUUCUCUCUCCCCCAAAACAUAUAAGCUACUUAAGGGUGGGGAUUUUUGUGGUUUUGUUGUUUACUGUAUUCUCAGUGCCUGCAACAGUGUCUGGCACAGAGGAGGCUCUUAAUGAAUAUUUGCUGAACGAAUGAAUGAACUGAGCACCUACCAUAUACUAGCUCCUGACUAGAAUAUGUUCUUUCAGACAUCAUGGUAAUUCCCCAAGGAAGAUAUUCAUAUACUAAGUUUUCAGAUAUAGAAAUGAGGUUCAGGUUCAUAGAGUUGUGGAACUCCCUCCAGAUGACAUGGCUAAUAGCUAGGGGCUGAGGGAAGGACUGGAAUUCAAACCCUAGUCCAACUGACCCGAAAGCCAGAGAUUCAUCUCCCCCUGCCUCCAUGAUGCUGUCUUAUAACCAAAGCCCUUCUGAUGACUAUAAAGCAUUAAUAUCUUCAACAACACUAAUGCCCUUUCCCUCACUUCCUCCUACCCCACCCAAACCCACCUCUCCUAAACUUCCAAACUUCGUAAAUGCUCUAAGUGUGGGGAAAAUGGAGGAAUUCAGGAAAGCAAGGGUCUGAGAUCAUUUGUAAUGUGAUGCUUGUCAGUUGGGGCCACUUGCCAUUCUUCCCAAACUGCUUGUUGACAUAGACUUUCACGAAAUCGGUGCUGCCAUCCUACCUAAAAUAAUCCUCCCCAAUCACCUCUAUCCCAUUGUCAUAUUUAUUUUGUCAUAGCACUUACCACUUGAAAUUGUACUGUUGACUAUUGACUGCCUCCCCUACUGGAAUGCUAAGUUCUGCCAGAGCAGGGACCUCAUCUAUCUUGUUACCAUGGUACCUCCUGUACCCAGCAUAGGAACUGGCACAUGGUGGGCACUCAAUACAUAUCUGUUGAAUGAGUAAGGGACUCUUACUUCAUCCCACUCACUCAUUGCACAGACAGGGAAACUAAGGACCAGAAAGAGGGUGUGGCUAGCCCAAGUUGGUCCCAGGCUAGGACCUAGGACUCCUGGGUCCUGGCCUCAGGGUCUUUCUACGGCAACACAGAACCUCCCUGGUUGCUGUUGAAAAAAAGACUGGGUUCAUUUAGAGCAGAGGGGGCAGAGGCCCUUGGCUGGG
Messenger RNA from Symphalangus syndactylus (siamang), 4774 nucleotides. It is a transcript of the gene TTC22, whose product is annotated as tetratricopeptide repeat domain 22. Gene Ontology annotation, molecular function: protein binding. The record is from RefSeq and is a predicted model, not a curated record. NCBI's taxonomy places the organism in Eukaryota, Metazoa, Chordata, Mammalia, Primates, Hylobatidae.